AUGAAAUUCCUUCUGAUUGCUGCCUGUCUCAUCCUGUAUGUGGCCUCCACCUGUGGCCAGAGAUGCAACGGACUUCCUCGUGGUAAGUGGAAACUUGAAAUCAACUGUGAAGGAGGCAGGGACGAUGGAGUACGUCAGCAACGUCAUUGUAGUCCGAGUCCCAACCGAGAUAUGUGGUGGUACAACCGUCGAACCGGAGAGUGCCUCAAGAUGAACUAUCUCGGAUGUGGCGGAAACAGGAAUCGUUAUUGCACCAAGGCAUCCUGUUUGGAAAGAUGCCGUCGUCGAAAUUAA
Messenger RNA from Drosophila serrata, 294 nucleotides. Its product is annotated as BPTI/Kunitz domain-containing protein. Gene Ontology annotation, molecular function: serine-type endopeptidase inhibitor activity. The record is from RefSeq and is a predicted model, not a curated record. Lineage: Eukaryota; Metazoa; Arthropoda; Insecta; Diptera; Drosophilidae.